CCUUGACGGGCGUUGCGCGGCGGCCACCAUGGCUAGGCAGACGCCCUGGUGCUACCCGCAACUCCUCCGAACCGACUUCCCCGGCACGGAGGAGUCGGGCGUUCCCAUGGACAUGCGGCAUGGGCUGGAUCCGGAGACGCUGGACCCCUACAAAAACAUGGUGCUCAAAUUCAUCUAUUCCUUCCUCCUCAAGUCUCCCGUCUCCACCUCCGGCUCCCUCUCCUGCACCACUGCGGAUGACGGCGACGGCGUCGACCGCUUCAGCCUUCUCCCCGAUGAUCUCCUCCGCCGUGUCGUCUCCUGCCUCCCCGCCAAGGACGGCGCGCGCACCGCCAUGCUGUCCUCACGCUGGCACCAUCUUUGGCGCUCCACCCCGCUCGUCCUCGUCGACACCCACCUCCUCCCCGCGGCGUGCGCCGGGGCCCGGCCCGGGCGUGCAGGGGCCGUCUCUCGCGCCGUCACCGGCGCCGUCUCCGCAGCUCUCGAGGCGCACCUGGGGAACUUCACCUUCGUCAGCCUCACCUGCAGCUUCCUGGAACGCGCCGACCGCGGCGUGCUCGCGCGCUGGGUCCAGCUCCUCGCCACCAAGGGCGUCAGCGAGCUCGUCCUCAUUGUAGAAGACUUCAUCAACCGCCCGUGGCCCCUCUCCCGUGGCGUGUGCCUCCGAGUCGCGCUCUUCAGCUGCGUCUCUCUCACCCGCCUCUACCCCACCCUCCCGCGCGGUGCUGCUUUCCCGAAUCUGCGUGAGCUCGUCCUCGGGUGCGUCAUCGUGACGGACAAGGAUCUCGACUUCGUGCUCGCCGCGAGCCCCGUGCUGGAGAUCCUCGCGGUCGUUGGAAACCAGACCCAACUGCACGCUCGUCUUGCCAGUCAGAGCCUACGGUGCGCGCAAUUCUGCGUGUCCAACGUGGAGGAGGUCGCCGUGGUGGACGCCCCACUCCUUGAGCGUCUCUUCAUCUGGCACACCUCAAGCCGCGGCCACUCUAGCAUGGCCAGGAGCAGAACAAGUGCUAGAGUCAAGAUUGGCCAUGCUCCACAGCUGCGUUUGCUGGGAUACCUACGGCCAGGAAGGCAGGUGCUGGAGAUUGGCAACACCACCAUCAAGGCUAGUACACAGGCAAGCCCAAGCACGAUUGUCCCCAGUGUCCAGAUGUUAGCAUUGAGUCUACGUUUUGGAAUCCACAAUGAAGUCAAGAUGCUGCGUAGCUUCCUCAUGUGCUUUCCGAACGUCGAGAAUCUUCUUAUCGAGUCUGGGGAAACUCAUGAACCCACUGGCAAUCUCCGUCUCAAGUUCUGGCAGGAGAAUGGUAUGAUUGAGUGCAUCCGAUCGCGCCUCAAAAGUAUUGUUUUCCGUGAGUACCAUGGGCAUCAGAAUGAGUUUGCCUUUCUCAUGUUCAUUGCCGAGAAUGCAAAGGUGCUGGAGCGGAUGGUGGUUGAGUUGAAGUUUGGAAGGUAUGAUGUGCCUCUACAGAUCGCUAUCAAGAUGAAAGCUCUGGAGGGUGCCAAAUGGGCCAGUGGAGGCCACAAAUUGCAACUCACCUUCAGUAAAUUUCCUACUGCAUGGAGCCUCUCGAGAGGAUCCGACUUCUCAUGUGAUGACCCUUUCCUCUGCCUCUGCUAUAUGCCAACCUAUUUCGAAAUGCGAGACAGCUCUGGCCAAUUCAAGCCCCUGGGUUAUCUUUAGGUUGCUGGAGUGUGCCUUGUGAAGACUGGCCAGUGUUCUUUUUCCACUAGCAUUAGUAUUUCCAUCUGCUGCUUCUCUGAAUUGAGGUAUUUCUCCUAAGUAUGUGAGUUGAAGUAGCAGAAAACUGCGAUAUAUGAGCUUAUGUAUUGCCUACUUCAGUACCAAUUUGAUGUUCCUUGUUAAAUC
Triticum aestivum (bread wheat) is the source of this 1870-nucleotide messenger RNA. RefSeq names its product FBD-associated F-box protein At5g56370-like. The record is from RefSeq and is a predicted model, not a curated record. NCBI's taxonomy places the organism in Eukaryota, Viridiplantae, Streptophyta, Magnoliopsida, Poales, Poaceae. Gene Ontology annotation, molecular function: protein binding. Bases 29 to 1684 code for a protein of 551 amino acids. The transcript has 4 exons.